Cryptomeria japonica (Japanese cedar) is the source of this 1668-nucleotide messenger RNA. RefSeq lists its product as uncharacterized. NCBI's taxonomy places the organism in Eukaryota, Viridiplantae, Streptophyta, Pinopsida, Cupressales, Cupressaceae. The transcript has 10 exons. The record is from RefSeq and is a predicted model, not a curated record. The coding region runs from base 366 to 1214 and encodes 282 amino acids.
UGAUAGAGGUCGCACCACGUCGAUAAAAGUCAUCCAUCCUAUCAACGUCGGCCACGUCAGCGUUUUUAUGACAUGUCAUUUUGCCCAGAUCAAAACAAGUUAAAAAGCACACAGAAAAACCAGAAACCCAGUUUGAGCAAUUCUGUGUUAAUAGAGCAAGUCAUCGUGGAAACAACGUGUAAAGGAUCGCAAUUGAAUGUGAUGUCAAAUAUGAACUUAUUUAUGUGUAUUCAGUCAAAGGAAACACGAUUUCUGAUUUAGAUGGGGAUAUUUGUGUGGCAUUCUGAGAGACAGAUCCAUUGAAUCCAUGUUUUCGGGUUGCAAUUCAUAUAAUUUAGGUAUUGGAAAAUUCAAUCUCAAUAGCAAUGGCCGCUCCUUCGCUCUCUACGCCGUUUCAACCCUAUGUUUACCAGAGUCCACAAGCAGCAGUAACACCAUUUCAGAUAUUGGGUGGAGAAGCUCAAAUAGUGCAGAUAAUGUUAAAACCACAGGAGAAGGUUCUAGCCAAGGCUGGUACAAUGUGCUAUAUGUCUGGAUCCAUUCAGAUGGAAAAUGUCUUGCCUCCUGAGAAUAAUGGUGGUGGCAUGUGGCAAUGGGUUUUUGGAAAGAGUGUUGCAAAUACAGAAUUCAUUAAUGGGGGAUCCCAGGAUGGUUUUGUUGGAGUGGCAGCACCAUCUCUUUCUAGAAUUCUUCCGAUUGACUUAGCCACUUUCAACGGAGAAAUUAUUUGUCAGCCAGAUUCAUUCAUUUGCUCAGUCAAUGAUGUGACAGUAACAACUAUGGUCAAUAGGAGAGCUCGUCCUGGGAUAUUUGGUGGUGAGGGCAUUUUGAGGCAGAAGUUAGUUGGACGUGGCCUUGCAUUUAUAGCUGCUGGAGGAUCUGUUGUACAGAAGAAUUUGGCACCUGGAGAAGCACUAGUUGUUGAUGCGGCAUGUAUUGUUGCCAUGACAAGUACCAUCGAUUUCCAUGUCAAAAAUGCCACUUCUGCAAGGCGUCCAGUUUUUGGGGGAGAUGGGCUCUUCACAGCCCAUCUUACAGGACCUGGAAUUGUUUUCAUCCAGAGUUUGCCAUUUUAUCGCUUGUCCCAAAGAAUAGCACGGGCAGUUACAUCACCAAAUGUCCGAGACAACCCACGGUUUUUUGUUCAAAUAGGAAUUUUUUUCUUUUUGGCCUACAUCAUGAUCGUGUCAUCACUACUUCUAACUGAUGUGUAAGUGACAAUUUUAACAUACUGAAAAUCGACUUUCCUAUUUGGAUUGUGCUUCUGCCCAACAAAUGCAGUGAUUCUUAUGGAGGCAAGGCUACAUUGUACAUCGAUCUGAUGGCCUAACUAAGUUCUUGAGGAGGUUGAUUCAUUGUUCUCAGGACAUUAUGUUGGGGGAUUGCCCAUUCCUGGUUAAACAAGUGCUCCAAUUGUCAAGAUAGAGGGCUAGCUGGCACUUGAGUUAUAACUACAGGGAUGAAUUUCUAGUUGGAGGCUUUGAUGGCAAGCUGAUUCAUUUUGAUUUAGUUAUAUCUUUGGAGGAAAGUGUGUUAGCUUCUGCAAACAGUAAGCAGCCUGUCAUUUUUAAUUAUUCUUGGAGAAACGUAUGCUUGUAUUUAGAAUUACCAUCUAACUUAGCAUUUUUUAAAUUCUUUAAUAGAUGUUAUGAAGCAUGUUUUUCCCUA